UUUUCUUUCUUUCUUUCCUUUUUUUUUUUUUUUUUUUUUUUUGUGGUACGUGGGCCUCUCACUGCUGUGGCCUCUCCCAUUGCAGAGCACAGGCUCCGGACCCGCAGGCUCAGCAGCCAUGGCUCACGGGCCCAGGCGCUCCGUGCUCCGGACCGGGGCACGAACCCGUGUCCCCUGCAUCGGCAGGCAGACUCUCAACCACUGCGCCACCAGGGAAGCCUGUGUCUUUCUCUUUCUGACCUACUUCACUUAGUAUGAUCAUCUCUAACUCCAACGUCCGUGCUUUUAAGCACUUGUGACCGCCCACUCCCAUUCCUCCAGCAGCUGACAGGAAACAAACCAGGCAUCUUACGGGCAGUUUGAUGAAUCAGAGGGGGCCUUGGAAGGACAAAUCACUAAGUUGAUCUCCCAAAAUUUUCAUGUUUGUUUAGACAGUGACCAUGAUGGCUACUAGAGAAGAUAGUUUUCUGACUCUGCUGCUCUUGGCUCCUUGACAAAAGCAGAGAAGAAGUCGUAAUCCCUGAUCCAAGAUCUGUGAACAGCCUCUUCAAACUGCCGGGGUCACAAAGCCUUUAGAUAACGUCCUCCCUGUCCUGUUUGGUUUUGUUAAGUAAGUAAGCUACACAGAAGGAAGCGGUGCUGAACAUUUCCUGGACAGAUUCUUUCUCUUGCUGAGGGAGACCUAUAUACACAAGUAAUGAGAAGGCACUAAGAGGGGAAGUUUGAAGGAAUUAAAAGGAUAGUGAGGGCGUGGUUGUCCACAAUCCAACUCCAACCAAGGACAGAUGAAUGACGUUUGGCUGUCAUUACAAGAAGCUCUGGUUGACAAAUACUGUCUGGUAUUUCCUUGCUGAUUUCUUACCCUCACACCACAGGCCCUAAUCCCUGUGGUCCACUAUGCAAAUGAAAACUCCCUGAAUCAGUCUGCAGGUGACUCACCAACCCCUUUUAAGCCACGUUGGGUUCAAGGCAGUGACUGCUUGGGGUAGAAGCCAUGGCUCACAGACUCUGCUUCUCCUACUGGCUACUGGUCUGCUGGUUGGUGGUAACUGUGGCAGAAGGACAGGAAGAGGUAUUCACCCCUCCUGGAGACUCACAAAAUAAUGCAGAGCCUACAGACUGCCAGAUCUUUACACUUACCCCUCCUCCCACCACAAGGAACCCAGUGACGAGGAUCCAGCCCAUCACCAGGACACCCAGGUGUCCCUUCCAUUUUUUCCCACCACAAAGGCCCAGAGUCCACAUUAGGUUCCCAUACAGACCUUUCCUCCCUCCGAGGUGCUACCACCAUUUUCAGUUCCAUCCAUUUUUUCGGCCGCACAGUCGCCUUCCUCCUUAUUAUUAUUUCCCCAGAAGAAGACUCUGGAGAGGAAGCUCCUCUGAGGAAAGCAGAGAAAAGAGAGAAGCGCCAAACAUGCUGAAGUAAAAGAAGCCAAGGCCUCAGGAAAAAGAUUUCUGUUUUCAGUGACUAAACUAAAACUAUUGGACUGGAAAAUUAAGCAUCGGUGAUAUCUCAUUGUGGUCUUGAUCUGCAUUUCCCUGAUGAUUAGAGAUGUUGAGCCUUUUCAUGUGCCUGUUGGCCAUCUGCAUGUCUUCUUUGGAAAAAUGUCUAUUCAGUUCUGCCCAUUUUUUCAUCAAGUUGUUUGUUUUUUUGAUGUUGAAUUGUAUGAAUG
Globicephala melas (long-finned pilot whale) is the source of this 1673-nucleotide messenger RNA. RefSeq names its product odontogenesis associated phosphoprotein (gene ODAPH). Gene Ontology annotation, biological process: positive regulation of enamel mineralization. Lineage: Eukaryota; Metazoa; Chordata; Mammalia; Artiodactyla; Delphinidae. The record is from RefSeq and is a predicted model, not a curated record.